This is a messenger RNA of Cylicostephanus goldi, 134 nucleotides long. The record is from the annotation of a GenBank genome assembly. NCBI's taxonomy places the organism in Eukaryota, Metazoa, Nematoda, Chromadorea, Rhabditida, Strongylidae.
AUGGACGAUAUUGUGAUUGAUGCCCAUGACAGCGAUACGGGGUCUUCGUCAUCAAAAGCCUGGAUCAAAAAUACUUCCAAUUUCCCGAGUUCGGUGCUGUCGUUAGUUACACUGGCAAUCCUUGGUAAGUAGAA